GGUGAUAGUGUUUCUCCAGGGACCCUUUGGCUGUUUCAUCUGCAGUUGAAGAGAUGGAGAGAUUAGUUUUCUUGUUUUCUCUGACUGCCCUUGUUGUCCUUCACUGCAUGAACACCACUCCAGAGUUCCAAGAGCCUGUUGUGAUACUGCAGAUUGGUAUUGCAGUGUUGGUGGUGGUGUGGUUCUUCUACUUCCUUAUCACCCGACGCAACCCGCCCAAAGACACCCUUUUCUAUGUGUUUGCUGAGUUUUCCUUCACUUGUGUCAUUGACCUUGUGAGUGCUAUGGAACAUGAUGGUUUUAUUUCCGGGUUUAUGGAAUUCUACCAGAAAACGGGUGAGCCCUAUCUGGGUACAGCCUAUGCCAUCAUGAUGUGCUACUGGGAUGGAAUAGUGCAUUUCAUCAUGUACCUCAUGAUGAUACAGCGCUUAUGGAACAGCAAGUCUUACCGCACCCUGGGUCUCUUCUGGGCUGGAUCGUUGUUUGCCAACAUGAGUGUCUUUGUGACAGGAAUUGUUGUAGGUAAAUUUGGAUCAGAUAUCCGUCCCGCCUUCUGGCUCAACAUGCCCUUCUUAAUGCUUCCAAUAUGGGGUGCGAUCAAGCUGUUCAACCAGCCCAAGAAUGGGCCAACCCUCGGUGGAUACAGGGCCCACUAUGAUCAGAGUUUUAAUCUCAUCUGGCGCCCUACAGACCUUCUCCUGGUGCUGCUGCUACUGGGGGCCAUGGCCUUCACUCUCUUCAGGGGCUUGGUAGCUCUUGACUCCCCUCUAGAGGCCUGUACCAUCUACCUCCGCCAAUACGAGCCCUAUCUGAAGGACCCGGUGGGCUACCCCAAGGUUAUGAUGUUGCACUUCCUGUUCUACAUGCUGCCUAUGCUGGGUGCCUUCAUCUACGGACUCGUAGUGCCUGGCUGCACCUGGAUGCCCGACUGGACUGUAUUUGUUGCUGGAGGCGUCGCCCAGUGUCAGUGGGCCCACAUUGGGGCAUCCCUCCACCCACGUACAGUGGCCCCAUUCCGGAUCCCAGACGAGGCUUUCCUGGCUGUCCUGGCAGCCAACCUGCUGUACGCUGUGAUCCCCUCACUCAUCGCCAUGCGCUGCACCAGUAACACCAACUUCUUCUUGACCGUCACUAAACUUCCUGGGAUGGAGGGGAUGCCCUGGGUUCCUGAUGCUGACACCCUAGUCGAGAAGAAACACAAUUAA
Oncorhynchus masou masou (cherry salmon) is the source of this 1205-nucleotide messenger RNA. RefSeq names its product transmembrane 6 superfamily member 2b (gene tm6sf2b). Bases 54 to 1205 code for a protein of 383 amino acids. NCBI's taxonomy places the organism in Eukaryota, Metazoa, Chordata, Actinopteri, Salmoniformes, Salmonidae. The record is from RefSeq and is a predicted model, not a curated record. Gene Ontology annotation, biological process: lipid homeostasis; regulation of lipid metabolic process. The transcript has 10 exons. Gene Ontology annotation, cellular component: endoplasmic reticulum membrane; endoplasmic reticulum-Golgi intermediate compartment membrane.